Molecule: messenger RNA, 1280 nt
Organism: Haplochromis burtoni (Burton's mouthbrooder)
Lineage: Eukaryota; Metazoa; Chordata; Actinopteri; Cichliformes; Cichlidae
Product: lachesin
Exons: 8
Coding region: 57-1277 (406 amino acids)
Source: RefSeq, a predicted model, not a curated record
AGAAGGUUGGGAGGAUCAGAGCACCACAGCUAAACAGACAGCAAAGAAGGCAGAAGAUGCAUGGAGGCAUGGCUCACAACUGCUGGCUCUUGGUCACACUCUCUCUUAAAGGUAUUCUUGCUGGUGAUUGGUCAGUUCAUCUCCCAUCUGGUCCCAUCUGUGCUGUGAUUGGUUCUUCCAUAGAAAUCUCGUGUUCCUAUGACUACCCGCAGACCUCCAAUGAAACCAGGGAAGAGGGGUGGCCCUCUGCUCAGGGUGGAGGAGGUGAAGGAGGACAAAAGUACAUGGUUUUGUCUGAGAUGUGGUGCCUUGAAGACAGCCGGUGUAUUACGGCAAGAUACGUGUACCACAGCGAUCACAUCUUCCCAGAUCCAUCCUACCAGAACAGGGUGCAGUACCUGGGAGAACCAGGAAGCAAGGUCUGCUCUCUGAGGAUUACUGAUCUAAGGCAGUCAGACAGCGGGACCUACGUGUUUUACCUCAUCACCAACCACUCCACAGAGAAGAUGCCAGAGCAGGCCGGCGUACAGCUCCUGGUGGCAGACUCCCCCAGUGCAGUCACUGCCUUAGCAAAUCCAUCCAGGGGCAUCACAGAGGGUGCAACCUUACGUUUGGCCUGCUGCAGCCCUGCAGAGUCACAGGCCAAUGUGACUUGGCACAAGAGCACAAGUAACAGCGUAGCACACACUGGACAGGUGUGGAAUAUUACUGAAGUUAAAUCAGAUGACUCUGGCAGCUACUACUGUCAGAUGCAAACUGGAGCCAAAGUGCAUAACUCAACCAUGCUACCAGUUGAUGUGCAGUAUGCUCCUCGAAACACAACCAUCUCAGUGUCACCUGCUGGACAGCUAGAUUACGAGCUCCCCAUGACUCUGACCUGCAGCAGUGAUGCUAACCCGCCCGUGCACACAUACAUCUGGUACCAGGGUGCAGCAUGUCUCAGUGACGCAGACAAAAGCUUUCAUCAAGGCAGACGAACUGUAGCUACACCCACAGGAAGCAGCCAGACAUCCAGCAGUGCCAACAUCACCACUGAGGAAUCUGGGCAGCACUGCUGUGUGGCACGAAACAGACAUGGAUCUCAGACUUUCAGUAUAACGCCCAGAGCCUCCAGAGCUGUGAUCCCACCCCUCUCUGGAAAAAGAAAAGGGGUGAUUGCUGGAGUGUUCAUUGGAAUCUUUCUGGUUAUUGUUGUCAUAGCCAUCUGUGUCAUAAGGAGACAGAAGUCCUCCAGACGUCAGUCAUAUGUGCUCACUGCAACUGCGUCAGAGCCUUAAAGA